CUGAAAUGAAAUCCUUUAACUAAAUAUUUCACUUUGAGAAUUGUUUUCGUUUCGAAUCAAAUGUGAACACGAAGACAAACAUUCUUAACAUUAACAUUUUUGUUGAAAUGAUGUCAUUUUAAUUUCAUUCAUGAUUUGAUUAGCUUAAGAUAGGUUGAUAUUGUAUCUUCCUUAAUUGGAUAUGAACAGCAAUGAAAAUUAUAUCGUAGAAGGUAUAGGAAAUGAAGUUUUAGUGUCGGUGACAGGUUUUGUGUGCAUUAUUGUAGGUUCGUAUUUUCUUUACCAAAGACUCAUGCACACAAGACUUUUUGAUGCUCGGCCGGAUCAGCCAUCUUCAAGCGCACAACAGCUGUCUCUAGUAAGUGAUAGAUUUAAUGGUAAUGCUGAUCCAAACAUGCAGAGGUCUACCCGUGCUCAUUAUGGUUCUGAUCAUCAGUGUCCUGUCUGUCUCAAUGAACCCCAUUACCCAGUUGAAACGAACUGUGGACAUUUGUUUUGUGCUCAGUGUGUGAUAACUUAUUGGAGACAUGGAAAUUGGAUGGGUGCCAUUCAUUGUCCUGUUUGUAGACAGUUAGUAACAGCUCUAUUGCAAUGUUUUACAAAUAGUUCAGACCUUUCAUCUACUGAAAGAGUGCGUUUAUUAGAAGAAAUUAACGACUAUAAUAGGCACUACUCUGGAGAACCAAGGCCUUGGCUGGAUUACCUGUGGGAUUUGCCAACUCUCUUACGCCAUGCUGGAUCUGAAUUUUUCUCAGUUGGAGGUAUAAUGUACAUGUUUCGGCUACGCAUAUUCUUGUGCUUUAUUGCCGCAGUUAUGUAUCUUAUCUCUCCACUUGAUAUGAUACCUGAAGCAGUAUUUGGAAUAUUGGGUCUCCUAGAUGACAUGUUUGUUGUAUUGUUACUAGCAAUAUAUGUUACAGUGAUCUACAGAAGAUUCCUGGCAGCCCGGUGGCAGAACCAGUGAUUAAUCAAAAAAUGAAUUAUAUAUGUGAUACUAUGAAACUAUAUAUUACAAUUAUGUUUGAAUUUCAGAAUUUAUUUUUUUAUUGUGUGUUUAAUUUGUUAACUUAUAAUUUGAAACAAUAUGUGGGAAAGUAUAUUUCUGGUAUUUUAGUGAAAUCAAAUAUGAUGGAUUUUUUUUUUUUUAUAGAACAAAUUGUAGAUUUUUAUCCCCCCCCCCCUUUUUUUAAAGCUAAAUAUAUUUUGAUGACAUAAAAAUGUAGAUACUAUUAUAAAAAAAAAAUAUUUUUAAAGCACAAUUGCUGAUAAUUUUAUUCUAGAACAAAAUAUUGAUAAAUUUGUAUUUAUCAGCUUAGAAUGAGCAAUAAUAUAUAUCUCUUAAUUCAAUUUUAUUAUUCCUUUUUGUUUAAUUUUAAAUUGUUUUAUUGUGUGUACUUUAUGUAUAGAUGACAACAUGACAUCUCAAUGGCAAAGAAACCUUAUUUUCCUAGAAGUAUAGUGUUAUGUUUUAUGUGUAUAAAUGUUUGUAAAAAAAUCAUUUGUAUAACAAUUUACAAUUGUACAUGUUACUUGCACAGAUUGUUAUACUUUAUCAUUAAAAGAGUUGUGAAGCUUUGA
This is a messenger RNA of Argiope bruennichi, 1578 nucleotides long. Its product is annotated as E3 ubiquitin-protein ligase RNF170-like. The record is from RefSeq and is a predicted model, not a curated record. The transcript has 5 exons. Gene Ontology annotation, molecular function: ubiquitin protein ligase activity. The coding region runs from base 182 to 964 and encodes 260 amino acids. NCBI's taxonomy places the organism in Eukaryota, Metazoa, Arthropoda, Arachnida, Araneae, Araneidae.